This is a messenger RNA of Acanthochromis polyacanthus (spiny chromis), 4385 nucleotides long. Its product is annotated as tripartite motif-containing protein 16-like. Bases 444 to 1262 code for a protein of 272 amino acids. The record is from RefSeq and is a predicted model, not a curated record. NCBI's taxonomy places the organism in Eukaryota, Metazoa, Chordata, Actinopteri, Pomacentridae. The transcript has 2 exons. Gene Ontology annotation, molecular function: protein binding.
GUCACUUGAGAUCAAGAUCAAUGACGGUUAAAAAAAAAGCGACUCAGCAGAAGUCUAAACAAAGAAAACGUAAUAUUUUCAUCACAACGUUGUUGAUGCGGAAAUUUUUAUCAGUGAGGAAAUCUGAGUAAGUUGUUUCAACUGUCGUCUGAGGGUUGAAUGAGAAAUGAGCUCUGCUGUAAAAAGGUUCAACACUCAGCGUCUCUCUGCUCUUCCUGGAAUCAAGCUCAGCCUGAUAACCCUCCUCUUCCAGAUCGACAAACACAACAGCUCCACUCCACCCAUUUCCUGGUUCCUCCCCUUCAGAUCUGCACUCUGCAGAUGGCUGGUAGAGCUGACAGGGCCUGUUUACUGCAGGAGCACAUGAUUUGUCGAUCAGAGUUCAGACGAGUUCAAUGUAUGAGAAAGUGAAACUCAAACAGUCUGUGUGACCGAGAGCAGAAAUGGCGCAGCAAAGAAAUCAGCCGGAUGCAGAGAAAUUCUCUUGCUUCAUCUGUGUGGAUCUACUGAAGGAUCCGGUCACUACUUCCUGUGGACACAACUUCUGCAUGGACUGUAUUAAAACACACUGGGAUGAAGAGGAUGGUCAGAGAACCUACAGCUGCCCUCAAUGCAGGAAGAUUUUCACACCGAGGCCUGACCUGGAGAAAAACGUCCUGUUAGCAGAGUUACUGGGACUGGCAAUCAAUGAAGUGGAUGUUUCACUGUCAGGACCAGAACCAAAGACCAGAGCUGGAUUCUUAAAAUGUUCGAGAGAAAUCACUCUGGAUCCAAACACAGCACACGGACGUCUGGAAUUAUCUGAAGGAGACAGAAAAGUCUCCAACAGAUCCAUUGGAUAUUGUCAGGUCCUGAGUAAAGAGAGUCUGACUGGAUGUUGCUACUGGGAGGUGGAGUGGAGAGGAGAAGGAGUUUAUGUAGCGGUCGCAUACAAGAAUAUUUGCAGAGAUGGAGGCUUAUAUGAAUGCGGAUUUGGACUCAAUUACAAAUCUUGGACUUUACGUUGUGACACCAACAGUUAUUCAUUUUGGUACAACAACUCUGAAACUCCCGUCUCCGGUCCUCAGUCCUCCAGAAUCGGAGUUUAUCUGGAUCACACAGCAGGUAUUCUGUCUUUCUACAGCGUCUCUAAAACCAUGACUCUCCUCCACAGAGUCCAGACCACAUUCACUGAGCCCAUACAUGCUGGAGUUCAGCUUUGCGGUGAUGCAGGUUGGUUGUUCAAUUCUGCAACCAUUGCAGAGUUCGUUAAACUCAGAUAAAGUAAUUCCAGUGUCUGAGGGUCGGUUCGUGUUUAGUCCAGAUCUAAGUUCACGAUCUACAGUUUACUUUUGUAGUUGCAGCAUUAAUUAGUGUUUUGGAUUCUGUCGAGAGGAGCUGAGGUAUGAGAUCCCAGAGACAGCCAAAUAGUACGGACUUCUGGCAUAAGUAGGUAGAAUAAAGGGAUUGCAUUUUACAAGUAUUAAAAUCUGUUGAUUUUAUGAAUUGAUUAUAAGGUCACUUGAAUAAUGUGUGCUCACAUGCCAGUAGGACGAUCUAACUGUAUGAUUAAUUAUGUUAACCUACAGAUUACGCAUAUUUACACAGUAAUUAAUUUUUAAUCUGUAAGAAUUAUACCCUGAUGAUUUUAUGAUUUGUUAUGCUGUAACCUGCUGAUUUUAUGGUUGAUUAUACUGAGGCCUGAUAAUCAUACGCUCACAUUAGAAUGAUUCAUAAGCAUUAAGUUUGAGGUAUUGAAUGGUGAUUUAAAAUGAGUUUGACAAUCCAAGUAAGUCUGAGAUUGCACAAUGGAUGUCAAAAGUAGGAUGUGGCUAACUGCCAGUAAAAUGAAUACGUUUGCAACUCUGGACGCAUGCAAGCAGUCGCACUUUCUUAAACUUGGUUGUUUUUCAACUGAAAUGUGGAACUAAAAUGUGGAAGCGGUUGAGAGUUGAGACACUGCAGAGUGUCGCGAUGAGACUUGAGAAAGAGUGCAAGUUAGGAGAGAGAAUAUGUUGUAAUGCACAUAUCUAUGGGGAAUUCUGCUUUUGUUUGAAAAUGAAGAGACACUAUGUUUGGAGUUUUUUGGGAGUUCUCUGCUGAAAACAGAAAACAUCUGAGGAAGAUAAGAGUACACUUAGCAAUUAGAGGAGUCUGUAUGGUCUGUGAAUCUGUCCAGAAGGAGUAAUGGAUUGUUCUCUUUGUCCUGCUUGAAGACAACAGAGGAAUAACUUAUCUGCAUGAAGGACUGUUUCUCAAAUGGACCAGAGCAGUGAUUCUCAAACUCUUUCUGUCAGGACCAACUUUGGAAGAUAACCCCCACCAAGUGCUUAUUUGGCAAGUAUGAACACAAGUCAAGACUUGCAUAUUUGGUUUUGAGCAACGGACAGCGCAGUUUGAGUAUUGUGCACUGCAAAAAACAGGCCAACGUUAAAACAACAGUUCAGCUAAUUAGUUUCACGUAGACAGACCUUUUCCUCACAGUCACUCACCUGCCCCCCUGUCAACACACACUUUGAGAAACACUGGACUAUAGGAAUAGUAAAGAGACCAACACUCACUCCUUUGGAACUACAAAUGUGGAUUACAACUGUUCGGUCCAAAUGGAAAAAGGACCACAACUAGAACUAGAACCAGAACCAGAGCCAGAACCAGAGCCAGAGACCAGAGCUGGAUUCUUAAAAUAUUCAAAAGAAAUCACUCUGGAUCCAAACACAGCAAAGACACAUACGUUAUUAACUGAAGGUAAAAGAAAAGUCAGCUUCAUGGAAAGUCCCCAUUCUCUGUCUGACGUUUUACUGUCAGGACCACAAGCACAAGCAGAGGCCAGAGCUGGAUUCACAAAAUUUUCAAGACAAAUCACUCUGGAUCCAAACACAGCAAACAGACAGCUGUUAUUAUCUGAAGGGAACAGAAAAGUAACAUUUGUGCAAAAAGAACAACGUUAUCCUGAUCAUCCAGAAAGAUUCACUUAUUUUCGGCAGGUCCUGAGUAAAGAGAGUCUGACUGGAUGUUGUUACUGGGAGGUGGAGUGGAGAAGAAGAGGGAUUUAUGUCGCGGUUGCUUCCAAGAAUAUCCGCAGAACAGGAAACUCAAUUGAAUGUGGAUUUGGACAAAAUGACAAAUCUUGGUCUUUACUCUGUGACACCCACAGUUAUAAAUUUUGCUACAACAACACUGAAACUCCCAUCUCUAGUCCUCCGGCCUCCAGAAUCGGAGUUUAUCUGGAUCACGGAGCAGGUAUUCUGUCUUUCUACAGCGUCUCUAAAACCAUAACUCUCCUCCACAUAGUCCAGACCACAUUCACUGAGCCCAUACAUGCUGGAGUUUGGGUUUUCUAUGGAACCACUGCAGAGUUCCUCAAACUCAAAUAGAGUAACUUCAGCGUCUGAGGGUUGGUUCAUGUUCAGCCCUGAUUUAAGUUCGUGAUCUACAGUUGCAGCAUUAAUUAGUCACAUGACGACGGAAAUGAUUGAUUCUUAAAUGUUUCAGUCAUUUUUAAAUCUGCUUUCAGCUUCUGAAACAUUUCUUGAUUUCAUUUUUCAUAUCUGACAAGAAACUGUAUGUUUUGUCGGUUUUUGAUUCCAACUGUUGAACUGUUGAGCUGUGAGGCAAUCAAAUAUUUGCUUGUUUUAGUAUUUUCUGACAUUUUAUGCUUAAAAUGAUUGACAGAGAAAAUAAUCAGCAUGAAGUAAUCAUUAACUGAAGUUCUGUAAUCCAUCAUUUCAUCAUUUCUGUUUUAUAUUUUCUGUGUGACAGCUGAGAUAAUUGUUGAACAACCAGUUUGUCUGAAAGGAUUUGAGCCAAUGUUUCAUGUUUUCUGAGAAUUCAUGACACAAAAGUGCAAAAAAAGAAAAAAAAAAUGAACCGACACCGUUUUAUUUCUUCUUUUGUGUCUUUGCAGCAGUUUUGUGUGUAUCGAUAUGAGUUUGACACAUGAGAUUAUGUAAUUCACAUUGUAUUCUUUGUAUUUUAUUGUAAAUAUGUUCAUGUUUUCACAUUUUACCUUCUCAGAAACUAUUUAGCAACUUAAAAGUUGAAUGUAAAUGUAACAGUAAAUGACUUUUAAUGUACUUCUGAAUCUGCUGUUUGCUUUCCUUUCACUUGAAUUCAUGUUUCUUCAAUCUCAUGUUAGUGAUGCAUUUAUGGAGCCAGCUGAGGUGAAGGAAAAAUCAGCUUUUUAUUCCAAUGUGCACUUCAUUUCUCUUUGACACAGAUAUAUGUACAGAAUUUAUGGGAUUUGUGUUUUAUUGUGGAUUUUCUGGUUGAAAAAAAAUUAUAUUUUAUAGUACUCAGUAGACAUUUGAUAAUCUGACUUGGUGUGUUUUGAUUUGCUUCUAAAAAAUCAACAAAUUUGUGAUUCUGCUUCAUGUUAAUCUGCAAAUAAACGACAAUAAAUGAACAGA